This is a messenger RNA of Drechmeria coniospora, 1404 nucleotides long. RefSeq lists its product as uncharacterized. The transcript has a single exon. Gene Ontology annotation, molecular function: hydrolase activity, hydrolyzing O-glycosyl compounds. NCBI's taxonomy places the organism in Eukaryota, Fungi, Ascomycota, Sordariomycetes, Hypocreales, Ophiocordycipitaceae. Bases 1 to 1404 code for a protein of 467 amino acids. The record is from RefSeq and is a predicted model, not a curated record. Gene Ontology annotation, biological process: glucan catabolic process.
AUGCACCCUCUCACUGCUUUGGUGGCAGGCCUCGGCCUCGCCGCCGCCGGUGUCCCGACGCGGCGGGCGACUACGACGUACGGCCUCCAGAUCUCGUACGACGGCGCCAACUUCUUUGACGGCUUCGACUUCUUCACGCAACCCGACCCGACGCACGGCUUCGUCCAGUACGUCGACCGCGCCGCCGCUCAGCAGGCCGGCCUCAUCCGCACGGACGGCGACGGCGCCACGUACAUGGGAGUCGACUACAAGACGGUCAACCCCUCGGCCGGUCGUCAGUCGGUCCGCAUCACGUCCAAGCAGGCCUUCACCAAGGGCCUCUUCCUCGCCGACAUCAGCCACAUGCCCGGCGCCAUCUGCGGCGUCUGGCCCGCCUUUUGGAUGUUUGGCCCCAACUGGCCGACGUCGGGCGAGAUCGACAUCAUCGAGGGUGUCCACACGCAAACCUCGGCCAUCGUCUCCCUCCACACCGGACCCGGCUGCGAGGUGAACAACGCCGGUUCGCUCCAGACGACGUCGAUGAGCAAGUUCAACUGUGCCGAGCAGGGCGUCGGCUGCAGCCAGAAGUCGACGGACACACAAAACUACGGCAACGGCUUCAACGGCGUCAACGGUGGCGUCUAUGCCACCGAGUGGACCUCGGACCACAUCGCCGUCUGGUUCUUCCCUCGGAGCGGCAUCCCCGCCGACAUCUCGGCCGGACAUCCCAACCCUUCCUCGUGGGGGCUUCCUCUGGCCCGCUUCGCCAGCAGCGGCCAGGGCUGCGACAUUGACUCGCACUUUCGCGACAACAAUCUCGUCUUCGACACCACCUUUUGCGGCGACUGGGCCGGCGCCGUUUGGGACACGACCCCCGAGUGCAAGGCCAAGGCGACGACGUGCACCGAGUACGUUUCCAAGAACCCGGCCGAUUUCGAGGACGCCUACUGGAAGGUCAACUCGGUCAAGGUCUACCAGCUGACCGACGCUCCUGCUCCUGCUCCUGCUCCUGCUCCUGCGCCUGCGCCUGCGCCUGCUCCUGCUCCUGCUCCUGCGCCUGCUCCUGCUCCUGCGCCUGCUCCUGCUCCUGCGCCUGCGCCUGCACCUGCGCCUGCGCCUGUUCCUGCACCUGCUCCUGCGCCUGCUCCCGAGCCCACGUCGGCACCCCCUGUGGACAACAACAACAAUAACGAUAACCACUACACCGGUGGCAAUGAUGCCAGCGGUGCUCCGGACACCAUCGUUGACAGCAAGGGCAACCGCUUCACCAAGCUGGGCAGUUUGGACGCCGAUGGCAACUUGCUCGACAACAACGGCCAACGGGCCGUCGUGGGCACGCUGGAUGCCGAUGGUAACUUGGUUGCCAAAGUUCGCCGGUCGCGGCCCCGGAGGCUCCGAAAGCUUUUCCGCCACAACCAAGAGUAA